Messenger RNA from Hymenoscyphus albidus, 809 nucleotides. NCBI's taxonomy places the organism in Eukaryota, Fungi, Ascomycota, Leotiomycetes, Helotiales, Helotiaceae. The record is from the annotation of a GenBank genome assembly.
AUUCUUUAGGCUUCUAAUAAACUCCUUUAAUACAUUCUUUUAUUCUUUUCAAAACAGCCAAGUUUCUUGUUUAACUCAACAUGCAAUUCCUUGGCAUCCCUAUAGGAGUUCUGCUACUUGUUUCAGCAGUCUCUAUAUCUGCUCUUCCUGUUCAGUAAGCGUUAUUGUUACCUAAUUUCCCUCUGUCACGUAAACUAAUUUAUAAAAUAGACCUAAAAGCGCCGUACUUGAAGCUCGACAACCAGUUACUCCAGGUCUUCCGGCCACCGCCGCUGGAGGAGCACUCGCAAAGCCUCCUUUACUUUCCAAUUGGUUGACCCAAGCGCUACAUUCACAACCUGCUUCCAAAUCGCGCCCAGAGACGCUGAAGGCAGCGAAGGGUCCGGCUCCCAUGCCACCUCCUCAAGAGAUCAAGGUUGCAGAUGAGAAGGCAGGGAAGUUCCCGACGCCAGGGCUGUUUGGGAACCCUUUUGGGCCACCACUACCGUCUAAGGUAAAGAACCCGAGACCAGAUCGUAUGGGCUUUUAUGGUGGGGGGAACAAGAUGGACCCCCAGCCAAAGAAUUGGAAGGAGUCGGAUUAUUCGGUUUAAAUGACUUGCCGCCCACGCUCGGCGAUGUUAUUACAACCGCUGCUUUUUAGAGCUAAAUGGGCACAACGGGUGGCGAUUCCUUUUCUGCCAGAGUACUUAAGGCAGGGUUUUUAUGGUGGGAGAAAUGUGGUCGAACAUCCUCGAAUCACGGUCAAUUGAAGCAGUGUCUUAGAAUAAUAGGGUUAUAAUGGCAUAGUCAAAGGUUUUUGGAGCAAAG